CUCCUCCUCCUCCUUCACGCCCCACUUUCUCUCUCUUCGCUUCCACAACCAGGUCCAAAAUAAUGUCCACUCACUCUUCUCCCAAUUCCUCCCCAUCUCUUCCGCUUUCUCCUCUCCCUCAUAAUCGCAUCGUCCUAGGAUGCGGUGGUGUGGGAGUGGACUUCUUGGCAGCUGUGGCUGCUUACCCCAAGCCAGACGACAAGAUCAGAACCACCAGUUUGAAGCUUCAAGGAGGUGGAAAUGCGGGAAAUGCUCUAACAUGUGCAGCUCGUUUGGGUUUAAACCCAAGGCUGAUUUCAAAGGUUGCUGAUGAUGCUCAAGGGAGAGGAAUCCUAGAGGAACUGGAAGCUGACGGUGUAGAUGCUUCUUUUCUUGUGGUCUCCAAGGAGGGAAAUUCUCCAUUUACCUAUAUCAUUGUUGACAACCAGACGAAAACUCGCACUUGUAUUCAUACUCCUGGAUUCCCUCCAAUGAUACCUGAUGACCUUUCCAAGUCAAGUUUGUUAUCUGCUUUGGAUGGAGUGAGACUUGUCUAUUCUGAUGGAAGAUUGCACGAAACAGCUUUAGUUAUUGCACAGGAGGCAAAGUGCAGGAGUAUACCCAUUUUAAUUGAUGCAGAAAGGAAAAGGGAAGGGUUGGACGAUCUGCUCAAUUUGUCAGAUUAUAUUGUAUGCGCAGCAAAAUUUCCACAGGCAUGGACGGAGGCGCCAUCUGUUCCAACUGCACUUGUGUCCAUGCUUUUGAGGUUACCAAAUAUUAAAUUUGUGAUCGCGACCUUAGGCAAAGAUGGUUGUGUAAUGCUUCAGAGAAGUGUGACUGAGGGUGAUCAGCUUGAAGAAAUGGACGCAGAUAUUUUGUUAGAGACGCUAAAGCAGAGAAAGGAUAGUGAGACAACCAUCCCAACAUGCAUUUCAUCGGUAGUCCCUUGCUCUUUAGAUUGCACAUAUAUAUUCCUAUUCUAUGUAUAGAUAACAUAUAGACAUGCAUAUAUGUAAGGUUACCUUUUGAAUUUUAAUGCUAUUAUUCUUGCUCACCAUUAACUUAAUGAACAAAUUAUUGUUUAUGUGUUGGUUAAUAACUUGGGAGAAGAUAAUAUGCUUGAUGCUUGUGUGUAUUAAAUGGAAAAUUUACCCAACUUUCUGAAUCUCCAUCCCACCUCAACUGUAUUUGGAUAUUUUGGGAGGGUUUAAUUGGAGUAGGAUCAGGUUUGGGGGUGGGACACCAAAACUUGUUUGGGGAUGAGAAGAGGUGUAAACAACCCAGCCUAACCCAACUAUGUGUAAUAAUUUAAAUGUCCCCAUUUGUUAGUAAUAUCUGUAUAAAGACCCUUACUCUAUAUAAGACUUGCGUGCUUCAGGAUUCUAGGAUUAGAGUACUCUCUUCUCUGUUCUCUGUUACCACUUCAUGUAUGCUGUCCUCCAUGUACAAGUGUCAAAGAUUAGGAAAAACACUGUUGUCACUUCUUUGACUUCAGGUGCUUUUGACAAAUGAAAAUUAUUAAAUUAUCUCUCAGCUUGCCUUCGCCCUGUUAUACAUGUGGAGUACAACAGAGAGAAAUGAUGCAUAAGAUGGUCUGUUUUCCUUGAACAUCUUCUUGUUGCAAUUGAAAAAAUAAUAAUGCUAAUAAUAUUUUUGCAAUAUAGUUUUCUGUUUCUUGAAUGCCACUUAUUGCUAGAAAUUUGUGUUAAUGUAUAUAAUAAGAUAGUGGCAUGUAUAUAAUAUGAUAGUGGUGUUGGUGGCAGAUAGUGGCAUGUAUAGA
Molecule: messenger RNA, 1759 nt
Organism: Camellia sinensis
Lineage: Eukaryota; Viridiplantae; Streptophyta; Magnoliopsida; Ericales; Theaceae
Source: RefSeq, a predicted model, not a curated record